AUGACAGAUCUACCUCUGGUGAAACUUUGCUGGGAGAAACUAGGAUUCAAUAUCGUGGCAUAUCUUAUUCUUCUGCCCGUAGUCUUUGGACUGGGAAUUGUUCUAGGGUUUACUAGUCUGUCAUUCUUUGAGACCCCUGGAUUUAUUUCGGGACAGCAUCUACAGACCCCCAUACCCAACGAGAUCUUUAAGCAGCGAUUGAAAAUACCGUUUGUGCCAGACGACAAAUACUAUGGCAGUGGCGAUGCCGCCAAUAAUGCCUGGAAAGACAUCACGAGCGGAGGUGAUUCCAUCUGGCUGAAAAAUCCAUCAGAUUAUGGCUUACCCAAAGGUAUUUCUGAUCCUUUGAAUACGGAUAACACGGAUGAGCGGUUCUAUGUCUUGUCAAAUCUCCACCAACUUCAUUGUGUCAAUGUUGUUCGAAAACGUUUUCGCCACUAUGAGUCUCACAUUGGACAACCCGUCAACGAAUCAGAGGCGAUUUUUGCAGCCUGGACAGAGCAUACUGACCACUGCUUUGAAUAUCUCCGGCUUUCUAUUACAUGUGGAGACUUCUUAGUUUUAGAACCUGCCAGUCCACCGGGGACAUCGCCAGAGCUGACAGCUGGCGGUCUGGGAUGGGGGGUAGUUCAUGAGUGUAUUGACUUUGACGCGUUACGGAAAUGGCAGGCUGCCAAGAGGCAGGAAUCUAAAGAGUCAAUACUUUAG
Messenger RNA from Penicillium vulpinum, 708 nucleotides. RefSeq lists its product as uncharacterized. The record is from RefSeq and is a predicted model, not a curated record. Bases 1 to 708 code for a protein of 235 amino acids. NCBI's taxonomy places the organism in Eukaryota, Fungi, Ascomycota, Eurotiomycetes, Eurotiales, Aspergillaceae. Gene Ontology annotation, biological process: mycotoxin biosynthetic process. The transcript is spliced from 4 exons.